AUGACGACUACAAGCAUAGAGCGAACCAUGGGAUCAACCCCCAAGGACGGAGAGACUGCGACCGAGACAAUGGAGGACACAACGCUUGACGAUGGGGACAUCGAAUCCGGGAACGUUGGGGGACAAAUCGAAGCUGAAAACGAGCCCCCGAAAGCAGUCACAAAAUCCAUUAAGGAAACAGUUUGUUGUCCUAUUACCAAGAAGCCCUUCAAGUGCGCUGUGGUUCAUCCGAAAGAUGGAGUUUCUUAUGAGAAAGAAUCAGUGCAAGAAAGAGAUGGCGAUUCUGCCUAUGACUACUAUCCAAAUCGUGCCCUGAUGGAAUAUCUCAGCCUGGACACAGAUCCACAGCAAGAAGUACAGCCAAGCACCAAUGAACGAGGUGUGUUUCUGUGCCCCAUCACCCAGGAUUUGAUAAGAGACCCAGUGAUUGAUCCAGAAGGAAACACAUAUGAGAGAUAUUCAAUCAUAGGAUGGAUACAGCAACAUGGUGCUUCACCCAUAACACGAAAUUCGUUGAGAGUUGAACAAUUAUACGACAAUACAACUUUGUUCACUGUCCUUAUACAAGAGAUUGAACAACAGACAGAGCAAGGUUUGAUUUCAGAUGACUGUGAAGAAAUCAACGCUUGGAAGAGAGACAUAUCUUCACCCUCGCCCUAUGUGCCUCCGUCUCAUCAACAAACAACUGUUGUGCAAACUCGCUUUUCUAUACAGCAACCACGGCAGCGUAUCCGAAACCGUCCUGGUCACGACGCGAUCAUGCUGCAAAGUAUCUAUUAUGCUGCAGUUCUCAUUGCCUGCAGUAUGUUUGUUCUCAAUUUCAUUGCUGGCGUCGUAGCUGUCGCUUGCAUCCUGUUAUUUUCCUUGAUGUAUUUUCCAUUCAUCUUGGGUUGGGGAAGAACAAGAACGCCCGAAACCAAUUCCCAGACCACGGAUUGA
Seminavis robusta is the source of this 939-nucleotide messenger RNA. NCBI's taxonomy places the organism in Eukaryota, Bacillariophyta, Bacillariophyceae, Naviculales, Naviculaceae. The record is from the annotation of a GenBank genome assembly.